GAGUUUGUCCCGCGGCGGAGGGUUAGCCGUGAAGCUAACAGUGCGUUGUUGUGGGCUUCAACUGGCAUGAGGAAGGGGGCGUACGAGGCCAUACUGUCACCUGGUAUGAGGAAGGGGGCAUUUGAGGACACACUGUCGGCGGGGUGCGCGUGAAAGCGAAACAGGAUCCGUCUGUGCUGCAUUGACUAGAAACACAAUUUGGAAGACUUAAUCUGGCCAGCGAAAUGUCCGACACUGACUUUUUGAAGGCAGCCCGUGCUCUCUGGAGGUACACGCCCCCCAACACAAGACUCGCACACUGCUGCUGGAAAAGGGCUCGACACAUCUAGAAAUUUCCAUGCGAUACCCGAAGCAUACAAGACCACAAGAGAUCAGACCAGACCAGACCAGGUGGAGCCCAACAUUGACACCCUCUUUCCCCUCCCCCUCAGCCCCCCAGGCUGCAUCCACCAGAUCGUCUUCAUUUAGCAGUAAUUUUAUCGCUGCUGCUGCUAUAAACUCUGACCUCAGCGAAGGGACCGAAGGCCCAGAGGUUUCCCUAGUUGACACUCUAAGCUGUGCUCUGCGAUGCCACAGCCUAGUGUCAGUGGGAUGGAUCCUCCCUUUGCUGACGCCUUUCAGAACUACUCCUUUGCUGACCAGGCCCUCACCAGCACCGAGCUGCUCGCCAGCAGCUCUGACCCAGUCUUCAUGUACGAACUGGACAGAGACAUAACCCACCGGCAGAGCCCCUGUCGGGACAGCAUCUUGGGAGACGGAGGCAAGGAAGCGGAGAGCUGUGUUGAUCAGCUCAUGGGGCUGGGCGAGUGUGAGACAGUCUGCAGCAGCCCAGCGUUCGAACAGUGGGACUCCUACUGGGAAGAUGUCACCAGAUACACUCGGCUGGCCAGCUGUGACGUCUGGGGCACCAAAGAGGUAGAUUUCCUUGGAUUAGAUGACUUUUCUAGUCCCUACCAGGACGAGGAUGUGAUUGGUAAAACCCCGACGCUUGCUCAGCUCAACAGCGAGGAUUCGCUGCCUGUCGUCGAGGCGCUCUGCCCACCUGCUGACGUGGCGCUGCCCGCCCCUCAGCUUCCGCUGCCCCAGCUUCCCUGUCACAGCAAGAGAGCACUGUUUCCUGGCCAUGGAUUUGGCCCCGGCUCGGCGCGGCCCCCUCCAAGCUCCACAUCCUCUUUCCGUACUCCCCGUUGCUUUCGCCCAGACUUUCCUGAAAGCACCAAAAAAGCCACCAGACCUAUCCCCUCCAGCACUGAGACUAUGGCUAAGAACCAAAACCUCCUAAGUCUCACGCAAGAUCACGGCCACGCUGAAACCAAGCCCUACUGGCGAGGAACCAAGAUGGCCGCCCCAACUUCUUACGGCACCGACUUUGUGCGAAAAGCUAAAGUCCGUGUGAGUGCCGUGCAUAAGACUCAGCCCGACGCGCCCUCCCAGGCGGAGUUUGAGAAGUCACUUCCACCUCUUCCUCUCUCCCAACCCCAAGAUGAAAAGGCCUGCAAUUCGGCCACGGCCACCUUGGUGGUGAUUCCUGUUGCUGCGGGCAGUGGCUUUGCCAGCCUGACGAGCUUUGAGAGGAGGGCAGAGGGGACUGUGACGAGCGAAACGCCUGUAGCCUGGUCUGCCCCCGUGCCACAGCAGGUUGAGGCGAGCCCGGUCCUGGAGGGCAGCGCACCCGGACUGGCUGGCGGUGGCGACGUUGUGGGCGGGGCGAGCCAAGGCAGCACGGAUCAGGCUGUCGAGGGGGCGGAGAAAAGCAAGGAGGAGGAGCACAACUACUCACUGUUCCUGACCCACAACAGACUUGCCAUCAGGUCCCACACCAAGCAGGAGAAUGAGGAGGAGGAGGAGGAGGAAGAAGAGGAGGAGGAGGAGGAGGAGGAAGAGGAAGAAGAAGAUGAGGAAGAUGCGGAAGAUGCGGAGGAGGAGGAAGGCGAUGGGCUUGAGCUCGAUGACGAAGACCACGAUGAGGGUUUUGGCAGUGAGCACGAGCUGUCUGAUAAUGAGGAGGAGGAGGAUGAGGAGGAGGAUGAAGACUACGAAGCCGACAAGGACGAUGACAUGAGUGAUGCCUUCUCCGAGCCAGGCUGCGACAUGGAGCUAACGGAGGACAUAAAAGGCCUGACAGCAGGAGUCUCCAGCCGGAAGAGGGGCAAGCGUCGCUACUUCUGGGAGUACAGCGAGCAGCUCACCCCCUCCAAACAGGAACGAAUGCUCAAGCCGUCUGAGUGGGACAGACACACGCUGCCUAGCAACCUUUACCAAAAGAACGGGCCUCUCCAUGGAAAGUACAUGCUGAAGAAGUCCCGCCGCACAGACGUGGAAGACCUGACCCCAAAUCCACGCAAGCUGCUGCAGAUCGGCACCGAGCUCCGUAAACUGAACAAGGUCAUCAGCGACUUGACGCCCGUCAGUGAACUGCCGCUGACCGCAAGGCCGCGGUCCCGCAAGGAGAAGAACAAGCUGGCGUCCAGAGCUUGUCGUUUAAAAAAGAAGGCCCAGUAUGAAGCAAACAAGGUGAAGCUCUGGGGACUCAGCACGGAAUACGAUCGGCUGCUCUUUGUGAUCAAUGCCAUCAAGGAGGAGAUAGUUUCCAGAGUGGAGGACUCUACUCCGCGUGCGACCAACAUGGCUGACACUCUGGAGCACCUCAUCAAGGAGACACUCGUGUCAUCACCUGUUGCUGGGGAGACUUCAGAUUUUGUCAAUAAGAUCUUGGAGAACACCGGACACGGCGAUCCCACCGGCGGACUGGUCGGCCUGCGAGUCCCGACCUCCAAAGUCUAGACAAACUGCGGUCCACUGAGAGCAGUGGGCUAAAUAUUACCACCGUGCUGUCCCAUUGUAACUAUGCUCCCUGCUGCAUGCCCCCCCCACUCCCCCAACCCAAAGUCAAUACACAUUGUUAGUCACACAAACACACACAUACCGCUCCCUAUGUGUACGUAUGUGUGCUUGUUUUAGCCAUGCACCUGUACAGGAUACACCUUAGCUUACUCUCUGCACACUGUGCGCAGAGUCAGCGUGUCACUCUCCCCACCCAUCGUCAACGUCUGUUGGGGAAAGCGCCUCUAGGAGCAAGAGAUGGUUCGGUGUAUAGCUAAUCGCACAUCCUAAAUCCGCUGGUGACUAUAAGAUGUGUUUAGCAUAGUGUUGUGCGGGAUCGAAUCUGUUGGAGGUUUGCUUCCAGGGCGCAAAGACAGUCACACGUCCGGAAUACUUUCACACAGUUCAUCUGAGGUUUUAACCAUAGAGGAAGAAUUGUUACACGUCGGACACCAUCCGAGGUCGGGGAAAAAAGGAGUUUCAGUAAUCAUUUCCUAGAAGAGACUCACCUUCCAUGGCAACACAAAUGAACUCAAGUAUGUUGAGCACACCCACUCACAAAAAAAGACUUUGAAGUCUACAGCUUUGGUUGCGAGGAAAAAAAACAAAAUCAGAAGAAGGUUGGGCCGAGGCAUUUUGGGGUGGCAGGAAGUAUUUUGUAUUGAAGGCCUCAAUAUGUUCAUGCCAUUCCCUGUUUGCCAAUCAGGUCUGAUGGUGUUAAAAAGUUCACAUUUAGGAAACGAAAGCUCGUAAACAAAAAAAGCAAUACAAGCUUAAAGUCAAAAUUGGAAUCAAGCGAUUAAGCAACGGAGAUCCUGCUGUUUUCAUCCGGCAGGAGAAAGCUUAAUGCUUCAGUUUGACUAUGACCGCUUAAACAGCAGGAGGUGAACGAGGCGAAAAAGUGUGUGGAGUUUGGUGCUUUUGGUGCUUGUUUUAACUGGACCGGGUGAAACGGGCAUUUUGCCGGAAUGGGAGCCGACUGAGUGAGAUGUUAGUGGUGGAGGUGAUGGAUGACAAAGAGUGAUGCAUCUCCUUUAGAAAAAUGUACAUAAGUGUCUCCUGGUGAACAGCAGCACUGGCUCCCCUAUUUGUACAGUAGAGAUGACCAGGUGUGUUCAUACUAGUGUUUGAUCAGAGUUCUAUUCAUUGUGCCUUGUGUAUGUAUGUGUGUGUUACUGUAAGUCUGAGUGAGUAUAUGAGAGGGACUGAACGAGAAGAGGUGAUUGGUCAGAACUCCCUGAGGUCCAGCCAAGGAGAGAACAGCUUUACACAGAGGGAGGUCAUUGGUUGAGUGCGAGGAGGGAGACUAUUGUGGGUUUUGUUGUGUAUUUCAGUUGUCUAAAGAUAUUCUGAAUGUACAAAAAUAAGUGGAAGCUUUCGUUGCGUCAUGCCACAGAGUCUGUGUAUAUGGGAGGGCUCUGCGAUGGAUUCCUUUUGUUGUUUUUUUGGUACUCUUGUCUUUUAGGGAUCGGGGGAGGGUGAAGAGAUAUUUUUGUUUUAGAGUUACAAAAAAAUAUUUGCACACUAUAUUUUGAUUGUUUUUUUGUACCAAAGACACAUGCAACAAAAUGGCGACCAGCCAGUUAAAGUAAGGUUUUGCACAGCUUAACUGACGCCGUAUUGAAUGUAAGAAAUGUGGGAGGGUCAGGGAACUUCGUAGAACUGUGAAAUUAGCUUGGGUCCAAUUCUGUACAGAAAAGGAAUAUUCAGUCAUGUUUUUAAGAAUAUGAAAAUGAACUCCAUCUGUGGGCUUCUCCAGUAGAUGUGUUGCGUAGCGAGCACUUCAUUCCUGAACUGGUUCCUCCCUCCUCGUGCUAAUUGCUCUUAUGGCGCAAACUAGGACAAAAAAAAAACCAAGAGUGCGAGUAGAUAAGCUAUGUUACCUUUUUGUUUGUCAAAAUGUCACCAACAAUAACCAAAAUGUUUUGUUCCUGGUGUCACUUGUUUGAUUUCUGUAUUUAGAUGAGGUCUAGUCCAUUAACCUAAUUGUGUUUUAGAGUACUAUGUAUAAAAUGUCUAUCAAUGGUAAAAUGCCACUUUCAUGACAAUGGAUUAGUUUUUAAGCAUGACACACCUCUAAAUCUUAUCUUUGCAUUGAGUAAGUUAGUGGAAAAAAAAAAAAAGAAAAAAAAUAGUGUUAUAUUUUUGUACUUUAGCUGCCUGCUAUCUUUCCUGUUGGUUUGUAAGUAUUUGUUGAGUGGAGAGAAUGAAAUAAGGGGGAAAAGAAGAGAACGGUCUGAAAGAGCAGUCUGUUGAUCUGAUUCUUUGAUUUAUUAGCCGACACAUGACCCUAUCUGUUUCAUUUACUGGUUGAGGGAUUUACAGAGAAUUAGGACUGGAUUUAUUUAAAACACAAUGCAACAAAGCCACGGACUAGUUUGGGUGAUCUAAUGAGGAGAAGAAUGAGGACGUGCCGUCCUUAGAAGGACAGGCAAUGAAAGCCAAAGCAUUGGAGUGUUUUCCUGUAUUGAUCUGUGCAUUGUGAUCCCGAUGUUCACACAUGUUCCCCUUUUCACCAUGAAAUCGGGUUAAAUUUUGCAUUUUCUGGGAUUGGCAUUUGUUUUCUGCCUAACCUUCCCUUUGGUACUCUGCUCACAUUCUUCCUGACCAGCCAAAGCCGCGGAAAUUACACUCUUCACCAAAACAUGUAGAGUUACAAUAUCCAGGCCGCAGUUCGGCGGCUUGUCCAAACUUAAGAAAUGCAUGAUGUCUGCAUGCGUGCCUUCCUGCUGACUCCUUAGACAAAAUGCUGCUCUUCCCAGGAAUUUUAAAGUUCAACCAGAGUUCCCUCCAUUAACAAGAUAAAAUAAACAAAAAUACAUGUUUGGCAUAGCUGAAUUCAGGUUAGUUUGAAGGGGAGAAAGUACUCCUUGUCUGGUGAUGGCCAUGCAGAGCUGUGGUCUUUUUGUAAUGUGUUAUUGAAUAACAGCUAGUGCUUAAUCUAUAUAGGUAUAUAUAUAUAUAUAUUAUAUUUUUUACAGAUUUCUGUUCCAUCUAAAAAGGGAGAAAUGGUGCUUUUUUUCAGAAAAUAGAAUGAUGGGUAUCAGAGAUUCUUAUUUGACUUCUUAUUGCUAGUUGUAGCCUAAUCACUUGCUCUCCCCUACCGUCCAUAGCUAUUUUCUUAGUACUGAUUCAUUUUUGUAAAUAGACAAUAAGUCUAUAUGUACCUUCUAAAUGUUAGAUAUAUGUAUAGAAAACUAUCUUAUAUGUUUGAAAACAAAAGCACUUUGUCCAAAAAAGGAAAAAAAAAAAAAAAAAAAAGAAAGCAUUUUUUUUCUUCUUCCAUUUGCUGCUAAAAGGCCUGGCGUGAAUGCUGCAAGUGUACUUGGUGACUACUUGCUCGGAUAGGUCUAUUACCUGACUUGGCCAGGUCUAUAAACUGGCAGGAAACCGGUGCGCGAUCUGACGAGGCUUAGAUCGAAAUGUUUCUGUAGCCAUGUAAUGAUAUGAGGUGCUGUAUGAGCAUGUAUCAUUGCUUGGCUUUGGGAGGCCCAGACAGGAUAGAUUUAUUUCCUGGUCAGGAAAUGUGUUUGUGGUCUUAAAAAAAUAAAUAAAUAAAUAAGGGUUUUGAUUCCAGGGCCCCUACUUUGAUCCUGAUGCUGAACCCUUUGGCGUCAUGAUUAAUUUGCCUUCAGUAGAGGUUUCCUAUGGAAAAAAUGGAUUCUGCUUUGGCUUCCUCUUCAGGGUGAUGUACAGUGUAGACACAUUUCUCCAGAGAGCUAUAUUGUUAUAAUUUGUAAACUGAUUUCUACUUGUGACUUAAUGAGGAGGAAGAGGAGGAGGAGGAGGAGGAGGAGGGGGGGUGGUGGUGGUUGAGCCCAGAGCGCCCAGGAAGAGCCUGUCUGAAAGAUGCUGUUCCGGGCGCCUUGGGGGAGGUUAAAAUAUCAUUGUACUGUAUGGCAAACCAGUCUCGAAAGGAGACUCAAUCUGGAUACUUAUUGCCUUUUUAAACUUUUCACUUACACACAAAACAAAAAAGAAUUACUUGGCAGAGGGGUCUGUUGCCGAAGUUUGUGACAUCGCCCUGCCAAUACAUUGUCAACAACAACACAGCCGUUCAGCCCGAUCGGCUCAAAACAAACCUUGACUGAAGUAGAAGACGUGAAAUGUGUCCGGAAAAUGGCAUCAAAAUUGUCAACUCCUUGUGCUCACCUGUAUCUUUUGGGACUACUUUUGAAGCAUUUUUCAACUACAAUUCUUCCCCGGUCUGGAAGGGGGUCGCCGGUUGUUGAGAGAGCCGGUUGGUUGGCCAGCGUCAAACCAGCCACACGGUGUGUGUGUGUGUGUGUGUGUGUGUGUGUGUGUGGUGUUUUGUAGACGAAACUAAUUCAAGAGAAGAGUCCUCACAGGUUUUUACAUUUAACAUGUUGAGCGCAAGCGGGGAAACUUUACAUUCAGACCAGGAGACUCUGUGGCAUUUUAACAGUCAAGGAAUUGAGUGAAAAUCUACGCAAGUAAAACUAUUCCUUAUUCUUUUUAUUUCUGAUGAUAUAAAUCCUAGUCAUUCAAUUAUUAAGCUAGCGUGUGUAACUUUGUGCUCCUCUUGUCCAAUAAAAGCAAAGUGGAUCCAUAAAGCUUUUCUUCAGCAAAUCAGGGUAAUAUUGUUCUUCUAUCUGACAUAUGUGAUGUCGUAUGAAAAGAAAAAGAACAGAAAAAUAUAUUUAUGUAUUCCAAUUACCGCCAUUCUUUACUCUGUACAAAAAAACGUGCGUGUGUGUGUUUAUGAAUUGUCAAUGUCAAUCAAUAUAGUGCAGUGCUCGCUAGACAAACUUUAAAAAGGCCAACAGACGUGUCACAAUAAUUCCCAGUGUCCCCGCUCUCUCCUGAUUGGUAUUCUAACUCACACAACCUGCAACAUUUUGCUCUCACAAAGGAUUUUACUAUUUUUCGCCAUGAAAUCUUGGCACAUGGUGCUAAAUUACUUUCCCAAGGAAUCAUCCGAUAACGUAGACGGCAACUGUAUUAGAUCCACUCACCCAGAUGCGAACAUGUGGUUAUUGUUCUCAAUGCCUGCAUCAAAACGUCCAUGUUGGACCAGUCGGAGGAACAUCGUUACUCUGAACAGCAGCAGACAUGUGAUUUAUGAAAUAUUGGGCCGAAUGGCCGCUAUUGUUAAGUGUGCCAUUAUUUCUUAUGUAAAAGUCAGACUCCUUGAUUUGACACCAUUGCUCAAAGCCACAGAGGAUCUUUAUUCCAUCUGGGAGGUACAAACCUUUUGUUUCUCCAAUUCAUGUGUAAUUUCAAAAAGAUUUCUUUGAAAAAGUUAUGCGGUCUAGCAAAUACUAUUCAUAAAUACACUUACAAUUAGUCAAAAGUAUUUCUUGCUGUAAUGUUUUUUUUUUUUUUUUUUAACAACAAGCAACCAAAAAACUAGAAAACUUCACCUCCUACUGUCUGUGGUGUCAGAUCUCUGAGUCUGGUUUUGAGGUUUUUUGGGGGGGGCAAUUUCAACUUUCCUGUCUUGUUCUGACCCAUGUGGGCCACCGUAUCUUUAGAGGCUGUGUCCUCACUAACCUGCACAUGUUUCCCAGUAUGAAUUCGAGAAAUACAGAACUGUCCUCUGUGACAAAAAAAAGAAGAAGAAAAAGCAGUAAGAAAAAUAUUGUGUGCACGACGAUGUCCUGCACAGCACUGAGAGAAUCAAGCAACGGAAGUCGUCUCCAUUGUUACUCUCAGUCCAAUGAUUUCGUAUUUGCUGCUAUUGAAUGAGCACAAAGACACUUUUGGUUUUGGUUUGCAUGUCCGCGACACGAUCGUAUUUACAGUCCCUGUCCCUGUUUUUUGUCGCACCUUUUUUACUACGACAGUCAAAAGACCAACACAGUGUUGCUCACCUUGCACUUGAUUUUUUUGAAUACGAUGCCUGCUGAACCAGGUGCCUUUAAUCAAAUAUAUGAGAACACAAAUCUGCACCUUGGGUCAGUCGGGAGGGGAGUCCCUACACAAACAAGGGGCUUGGUUUCCAAAAACCUUGACCCGAAUUACAAAAGUGAACGAUCGAAUUGUUAUUCUAAAUCAACACACCUUGUGUAACAGCAGAUAGGCUGUUUGUCGUGUCUCCAUAGGGUUUACAUUUAAAAGUAUAAGGGAAAAAAUAUCAAUUUAAACUCCUAAAUUGAUGUUGUUUUGGGAAACCUGGUUCCUUUUUAACUCUUUCUCUGCCCACUACGCCACAUUAUGGUUUUUAUGUGCAUUGGCUGCUGCUGCUAUCACCGCCGUGAGUCCGUUUAGAGGAGGACAAGCUUCCACUGUGUCCGAGGCAGAGGGAGACCUGGGCCGGCUUUGUACCGAGUCAAUUUAAAUUGCAUCCUUCUCCAUCUGUGGUUUUGAAAUGGAGCACCGUGUUGCCGAGUCUUGAGACCUUUUUUUGAGAAAAACGAAUCAAAAAUCCACAAAAAAGAAAGAAAAAAAAAGAAAGAAGAAGCUUAAAACAGAACUUUCCGUUUUCUUAACUUUGCUAUUAUAAAGUGCCAGACCCUCCUUGAAGUCAGCACUGAGUCGCUGGGUGCGAACGAAGCGACGAACGGAGCGCGGGGGAGAACCGUGGUGCUAAUCUGUCUGGCUGGGUGCUGACGCGGCUGUGUUUUAAAAAGCUCUUUUAGCCAUACUGUUCCUCCCGUCUUGUGUUUCUGACUGCUGUAUGCUGGUAUAGCGGCUGCUGUGCUGAUGAAUGUGGACUAGUCUUCCUCAGCAGUAUCCUAAAGACCAGUGUCUGGGGGAGCUUUUCCUGUUGUGCUAAUUCCUGUUAGACUUUAGUCUGGAUACAGAGGGAGACUCUUGUCGUCCGGAUGUAGAUGAAUGUUGUAUCUUUAUAUGGCGCCGCCAUAAUAUUAUGGUUUGAUAUUUAUGCUGACUCUGUCAAAAGUUGCUUGUUAGAAUUUAUUUGCCCUAAAUUAUAUUUUUGCUUUGUAUUUUCCCUCGAUCCCAGUGUUCAUACCAUUUCUUUGAUAUUUAUUUGUUUUGUCCUGUAGAUUAACAUGUAAGGGGACAUUUCUUUGAAAUUAGACUUAAUUCCACUGAAACGGGACCUGCCAGGAGUCGGACAUCACAUGAUGUUCAUAGACAUGAAUCAAAGUCACAUUGAAACCAGUUUUGCUUUUUUUCACUUAACUUUACUACUUAAUCUUCAUUAUGUCAUUUUAUCUGGGCAACCAGCGGAGACUCAAGUGUUUGGUCCCCACAAAACGGGAAGAUGAACAGAAAACUAUAAAUAAAUCGUAAUUUAUGUUGGAUCAGUGCGAACAGGGUCUGGUAUUAAUACGCUAAAAAUAACAGACUGCACUGACUUCCACCGGAUUUGGCUGCCAAACAUACAACAUGUCAUCAGAAUAAUUUGGGAUAAUUCCAUAAAAAUACCACACACAGUGGCUUCGGUUGUUGCCUUCGGCCUUUUAUACUCGCUCACAGGAAGCAAGAUGUAGUUGGCGCCGCAGUUUCAUUUGUGACUUAGAUUACACGUCGUCGCCGUCGUCGAGGCGUUUUGUCAUCGGAGGUCGGAGGUCGGAGGCAGUGGGGUAGACCAGACUCGCUGGGUCGCCACAGAGAACCUCUCCUCCCCCGGUGUCGUGACUCCCGGCGCUCCGCGGCCUUGAAGCUCGAGUUGGGAGUCGGCUCGCCUGCUCUCUCUGUCUUUGGUGGGACGUUUGUAAGCAUUUGAUCAGUUUUCUGGGAAAACUGCACCCGAGAUGUUUUCAGCCCUCUUGGGUCUUAAAGAAGGGCUUUGGCUCGCAGUUGCCUUGUCAGGGAGCUGCUGAUAUCAGCCGGGGGGGGCACUUAAUGCUGGUGGGCAGAGACCCCUCAUCCUACCCUGAAAUUAUUGUUUGGGGCAGGGGAGUCAUUUCCUCUGCUGCAGACUGAUCUUUUUGAAUCAAAAGACAACGACUCGCCCCUUAAAUAUAUAAACAUCCCCUCUUUCCUUAUCUUCACACGUCAACAUGUAACACUGCAGUGAUUUACAUCUCCCAGAUGGAGAGAGAGAGAUAUUUAACAAACAUGUGCUAUAGUAUAAACAUUUUUUUUUCCUUCAAUUUUGAUAAUCAAGACAGACAGUGAGUAGAUUUUAUGGUAAAAUCAUACAAGUCCAUGUCGAGGCUUUGGGAUGUGCCGUUCAUCCUGAGCUCCACGGCUACAUGCCAUUGUAAUGAUGCUUGUGGUCUUGUAUGGUAACUUAUUUGACCAGUUCAACAGCAUGGGAUCUUUCUGUAAUUAGUCCUGUAUGUUCCUCUCCCCAGUCUCAUUGCUAAGUGCUCUAUAAUAGAUCUCUUGGUGAUUAUAAUUUCUUUAAGAAGUAAAACCUGCAGAAAGUGUAUCCUGCUGAAACUAACUUGAUCCUCUCUUUAGCAAUGACGUCUAUAUUUGUAGUUCACAUAUAUGCCUGUUCGAAUACAAUAUCUUGACCGUUAUAUUUAUGUUGUGUAAUAAAUGUUGUGCUGGGUUUUUACUUUUUAUUUUAUCUAACUUUCUUUUGUUCAAGUUUCUUUUUGGAUGCACAGUCAGCGGCUUUGUGCACAGGCACGGAAAUCUAAAAGGUGUUUUGGUUUUUUUUUGGUUUAUACUGUAAAACUCAUUCUGUUUCAGAGCUUCUGACAUCCUGCGGACACAUGCCCGGAAUCUCUGUUGUGUUAUUGUGCCUCUCUUCUUUUCUUUUUUUUUAAACCAUUCUUUCUCUGUUGUAUCAGCUGGAGUUGGUACCACAGCUCUGCUUGUAACCACAAUAGUCUGAUUAUGUUUAUUGAUUUGAAUAUCAAAAUAAUAAAACCAUUAGCACCCCA
This is a messenger RNA of Pungitius pungitius (ninespine stickleback), 11594 nucleotides long. RefSeq names its product creb3 regulatory factor (gene crebrf). The transcript is spliced from 11 exons. The record is from RefSeq and is a predicted model, not a curated record. Bases 568 to 2784 code for a protein of 738 amino acids. Gene Ontology annotation, biological process: regulation of transcription by RNA polymerase II; response to unfolded protein. Gene Ontology annotation, molecular function: RNA polymerase II transcription regulatory region sequence-specific DNA binding; DNA-binding transcription factor activity, RNA polymerase II-specific. Gene Ontology annotation, cellular component: nucleus. NCBI's taxonomy places the organism in Eukaryota, Metazoa, Chordata, Actinopteri, Perciformes, Gasterosteidae.